This is a messenger RNA of Nematostella vectensis (starlet sea anemone), 2689 nucleotides long. Its product is annotated as CDP-diacylglycerol--inositol 3-phosphatidyltransferase. NCBI's taxonomy places the organism in Eukaryota, Metazoa, Cnidaria, Anthozoa, Actiniaria, Edwardsiidae. The transcript is spliced from 7 exons. Gene Ontology annotation, molecular function: CDP-diacylglycerol-inositol 3-phosphatidyltransferase activity. Gene Ontology annotation, biological process: phosphatidylinositol biosynthetic process. Gene Ontology annotation, cellular component: membrane; Golgi apparatus. Bases 408 to 1049 code for a protein of 213 amino acids. The record is from RefSeq and is a predicted model, not a curated record.
AUAUGGGGUACAGUAAUGUAAAAAUAUUGUGUAAAUUUCUCUCAGACAUUCUUUUUUGGCCUGGUUAGUGGGUUUUCUAUCAGCCUAUUUAUUUCCGCCCUGUCGGUCAUUUUGACCAGCGGGCUUUCCCGCGCAAGCGUGGUUCAAAGUAAAUAUUCAACUUGCUCUCGUCGCUCGCGAGCAGCAAAGACGGUUAUCAGGUUAUGGUACGCCAAAUGGACCACUGCACACGAUAGUGAAUUUUAGGCUGGCUAGAGACCAGGAAUCGCCAGGUGCAUCGCGAUAACACGUAGAGACUCGUCUGAUACGGGCCUUUUGCAUUUCAUCGAGAACAAAACAGCUGCUGUUGUGAAGGGGUUUCGCCUGUCAAAGAGCUUUGCGUCCAGAGCUCAAUUGAACUUGCCAAGAUGACCAGCGUCUUUCUCUUCAUUCCUAACCUUAUUGGUUAUCUCAGAAUUAUUCUAGCUUUUGCAUCCUUCUACUACAUGCCUUCUGAUCAUGUCAAGGCAGCCGUCAUGUAUGUCAUUAGUGGGUUCCUUGAUGCCUUUGAUGGACACGCUGCACGUUACUUUAAUCAAAGUACCAAAUUUGGUGCCUUCCUGGAUAUGCUCACAGACAGAUGUGUGACCACAGCUCUGAUCAUGAUGCUUGGAGUGUUUUAUCCAAAGUUCUUGUUUCUCUUCCAAUUCCUGGUCUGCUUGGAUAUCACAAGCCAUUGGAUACAUGUCCAGAGUGCAAUGCUAAAAGGUGACUCACAUAAAAAGAUAGACCUCUCUGGGAACUACUUUCUAAGAGUAUAUUACAAGAAGGUUGUUCUGUUUACUUUCUGUGCUGGAAAUGAAUUAUUCUUCUGCUGUCUCUAUCUUGCUCACUUUACCCCCGGACCAAUAAUCUCCCUUGCCGGACACUCUGCAGGGUUGUGGAUCAUACUUGCCUAUGUGACAGCCCCUAUCUGCCUACUCAAGCAGCUGGUUAGCGUAAUCCAGUUAUGGGCUGCUUGUUACAACACUGUGCUGGUAGAUGAGUCAGAAAGGGCUAAGGCCAACUGACUAGACAUGGAAAGCUCACAUGUGAACCUAACUUAGAUGAGCAGAAAGGGCUAAGGCCAACUGACUAGACAUGGAAAGCUCACAUGUGAACCUAACUUAGAUGAGCAGAAAGGGCUAAGGCCAACUGACUAGACAUGGAAAGCUCACAUGUGAACCUAACUUAGAUGAGCAGAAAGGGCUAAGGCCAACUGACUAGACAUGGAAAGCUCACAUGUGAACCUUACUUAGAUGAGUCAGAUAGGGCUUAGGCCAACUUUCUAGACAUGGAAAGCUCACAUGUGAACCUUACUUAGAUGAGUCAGAUAGGGCUUAGGCCAACUUUCUAGACAUGGAAAGCUCACAUGUGAACCUUGCUAAAUAUCAGGCUCCAGUUUAUAAUGCUGACACCAGGUACUGUGGGUAUAACAGAAAUUGGUAUUUUGGGGUAUAGAAAAAGCUAAACGUUUCAAGGUAAAAUAAUAUGCUCAAUAUUCUAUAAUUAUAAUAUUACAUGAAAGUAAAAUCGAGGGGCUGCUUGAAAGGGCCUCCUUUUAAAACAGAUUUUAAGCUGUUAAAACGAUCCAUUUGAUAAUGGGGAUGAGGCGAGAAAAAAUUAUUUAAUCUAUUCCCAUACUGUGAUUUUUUAAAUAUUAUCAUGGUGAAUCAGCCAUUUAUGUCAACUGAUAGAAAAUUAUGUAGCUAUACGAACGUUUAGUUUCAGUGCAAGGGAUGAUUCAAUAUACCUGGCGAGAGUUGUUCAUUCUUGUAAGAUACAGCGAGAGGAAGUAAUGACGGUGUUUUCAAAAGUCAUCUGAGUAUGAAAGCACUUGAUGCCAAUGUCUUCUUAUUUUAGUUUUGAACUUUUUGUUUUGGGAGGAUUGCUUCAUUUUCAAUGUUCUGCAUAUUAUUUGGUAUAACAAUGGCUUGCUCAGUGGCUACUAUAGUGCCUUCAUAUUAAAAAAGUUUCGGUUUAUAAAAGCCAUAAUGCAGUUUGGACACUCUUGGCGCGAGUUUGCAGAGAAUUGAAAAUUGAUGUAAGAUUCGGCACUUUAACACCUAAAGGUUUUGUGUUUACCAUACAUUAUCUGUACAACAUUUCACAUAUUUUAAAUUCCCUCUAAUUUGAAUUUUCUUAGUACAAAACCUUUUUUUUGGUACCGGGGUUGAUGUUUGGCAUUACAUUUGGAAUAAAAUUCUUGCUUUGUGCAUGGAAUGUCGACAGGCGAGAGCACCAGACAGUAGGUCCUCCUGCCAUUAUAGUGCGAGAGUUACAGUGCAGUGGAUUGUACAUAAAAACGUUUCGACCUUAUCCAGAGGUUAGGAAUGCAUCCCUCUGUUGAGUCGCACUUUGGAAAAUACGGGGUGCUGUAUUCUCUAGUAUAAUUUAAAGGGACUUCUCGUCCUGUCCAUAAUGCAUAAAGGCGUUGCACUUAAAAAAUAAUAAUUAAGACUUGGUACAUAUACAUAUUCUUCUAUAAAGUAGAACAGAAAACUGGUUAUAACCGUAAGGUUUCAUUAUAGUAGCUUUCUGUUCGCGUUGUAUGAUGAAAAAGUUUAGCGUAUUAUGGGCAAAGGAGAGGACCACCACAAACACAAGGUUGUAAAUAAUGCCAAACAGCCUAAAUGCACUGUAAAGACAAGCAAUAAAUGAUCGUAAUCGA